GGCAGAAAAAGCUGAAGUUGUGCUAUUUCCUCUUCGACGAGUAACGUAUGUCGACGCAGUCAUGGAGACCACAUCUGUAUACAUGUGCUUCCCCUGCUACCAGGAGUUUAAUACUCUAGAAGAGGUCCUUCAGCACCAGUUGACAUGCACCGUUGAAGAGGAUCAAUCUAGCUCAUCUGGACCUGCCCCUGCUAAUGCUCCAGUGGUGCAGACACAGCAACAUGUAAUAAACAUCUCCAGGGCCGCUACGAUCCAACAAAGCGAUAGACCAGAGAGCGAUGCUCCUCAGACGGAGGGUGACUCACUUCAUUCCCCCGUGCACAACAUUAAGAAAGAACUUGAAGAUGGUGCGGAAGCUGAAAGGCAACAAACAGACCAGCCCAGAAUCCUCUACCAGUGUGGGGAUUGUGAUAAACUUUUCAAGAGCCUUGAAGAGUGGCAGAAGCAUCGCAGAGAAGGGAGCUGUGAGCAAGCUGCCUUGAAGGCCGCGUUGGAGUCACAGGUGGAGCCAGAGAUCUCCACAGCUGACAACCAGGCUGCCUCAAUUAAUACAGAUGAUGCUUCCGUCUCAAACAGUGAAAGCAGCCAGGCCCUUAAAUCAUUAGAAGAGGGAAUUGCUGCAGAGGCAGCUGAGAUUAAGGCUGCAGAGGCCUCCUCAGCUCAGACUUCAGAUGGUGUUGCUGCUGAGGUGCCUGCUUCAGAUGAUUCAUCUCCAAGGAGGAGAGGGGUAACCAAAAAGCCAAAGCCUGAGCCGGUGUUGCUGUGUGUGGAUUGUGGCUUGUGUUUUGGUCUGGUGUCUGAGCUGGUGUCCCACCGCAAGACCCAGCACGGCUUUGAGGAAGCUCUGCACCGCUGCUCUGUAUGUGGAGAAAGCUUCUUAAACACCACGCUUUUCCUCUAUCACCGAAAACAGCACAGGCAGAAGGGUGAGGAAACGGUGGCGGCGGCCCCUGAGGUCAAAGCAGCGGUUUACACCCUCAACAACGGGAGCAAUACUCAGGAUUCAGCUUCUUCCUCUAGCUCUGUGAAACCCAAAUUCACACAGCCUGAGCAUUUCUUCUGCUCCCAGUGUGCCCAGGGUUUCAAAGAUGGCAUAAGCCUUGCUUCACAUCGUAAGGAAAAGCACAGCCUCACUGCUCCUCUUCAUACUUGCUCCCACUGUGGGGAGGAGUUCAUGAACACAACUCAUUUUCUGUACCACUGGCGCCAGCAUCGUUCCACCACAAUGAACGCGGCGGCUCAUGAGGUCGAAAUAAGUGAUGGAUCAGCCAACGCCACGUCUGAGGGUGGCGCACAAAGCUCAAAGAAACGGCUUUCCCCCCCUGCUGGAGAAUCUGGGUCCCCCCUUCCUAAGAGAGGUCGGCCUUCAUUUAGGAUCGUUAGUGCUAACGCCCAACAAGGAAACAAAGCGGCCAAAGAUGACUCUGAGGGCAGCGCUGCAGCUGACGUGAACAACACGAACCAACCUCCACCUGCCAAGUUACUGCAAGACUGGGCCAGAACACCGCUGCCCCACGUUUGCCCUUACUGCGGCAAAACCUUCACUCGGCGCGUCUUCCUCCGCACCCACGUCUACAGCCACACCGGAGAGAAGCUCUUCACGUGCAAGGUGUGCACAAAGUCCUUCACCAAUUCCCAGAGCCUGCUGCGACACAGCAUGAACCACACGGGCAACAAGCCCUUCUGCUGCGACGUUUGUGGGAAAAGCUUCUCGCAGGCAACCACCCUGAAAAGACACCAACUCAUUCACACGUCGACGGAACCUCCGCGCAAGAGAGGCCGCAAACCAGCAUGUAACGUGGACGCUGAUGGAUUUGCUUCUCUCUUUCCUUGUCCGCACUGUCCAUCACACUUCAGCACUGAAGAACAGCUUAAUGAUCACAGAUUGCUCCAUACGAGCCAUCCAUUCCCUUGCCCUGAAUGUGGAGAGGCCUUCAAACGCAGGAAGGACCUGGACCUUCACUCUCUCAUACAUCAAGACAAGCAGCCAGUGACCUGCCCGCACUGCGCGUCACAGUUUAUCAACCAGUCAGUGCUGGACAUCCACCUGCAGCGGUGUCCUGUCACAGAGGAGGACAGGAACACCGGCCGUGGACGUGGACAAGGCCGUGGUCGCUCCACUGGACAGGUCGAGUGUGACCUCUGCGGUCACCGCUGCAUGACCCAAGAGGGCCUCGAUCUCCAUCGUUUAUCCCACACGGGCCAGACGCCGCUCAAGUGCCCAGUGAGGCCCUGCCGCCGCAGAUUUACCUCCAACAGCGCCCUGGAGGAGCACGUGCUGGCCCAUUUCCAGGGAAAGCUCUCAAAGUCCAAAAGCCGACCACGCUUCCGCUGCGAAAUCUGCCUCAAGGAGUUUGCAUACAAUUCCACCUUCAGCGUUCACAUGAGGACACAUACUGAUGAGAGACCCUUCGAGGUGAGAGGAGUCAUGGAGAAGUGUGUGCUUGCAUAAAAAGUCUUGGCUUUU
This is a messenger RNA of Cyprinodon variegatus (sheepshead minnow), 2467 nucleotides long. RefSeq names its product zinc finger protein 2-like. The transcript has 9 exons. NCBI's taxonomy places the organism in Eukaryota, Metazoa, Chordata, Actinopteri, Cyprinodontiformes, Cyprinodontidae. The record is from RefSeq and is a predicted model, not a curated record. The coding region runs from base 62 to 2452 and encodes 796 amino acids.